Messenger RNA from Choloepus didactylus (southern two-toed sloth), 729 nucleotides. RefSeq lists its product as uncharacterized. Bases 1 to 648 code for a protein of 215 amino acids. The transcript has 2 exons. The record is from RefSeq and is a predicted model, not a curated record. Lineage: Eukaryota; Metazoa; Chordata; Mammalia; Pilosa; Megalonychidae.
AUGGGCGGGAUUUCGCCCCUUCACGCCCCGGAAGUCGGGGAGGAGGAAGAAGGAACCCGCGGCUGUUCCGGGGGCGGCGCCGCGGCUGCGCGACCCUGGGGGGGCUGGCGCUGCGCCCCGCUUUGCAGACGUGGAGGCUGGGGCGCUGCGGGGCUGGGGCUGGUCCGCAGGGCCGCUCCCCUGCUGCUCUCGGGGUUCGCAGACCCGGGGGAACUGAGCGCGGCGCAGGGCGCUGGGCCUCAGUCUCCCCUCGGCGGCCUUGGCCUCCUCUGGACUUGGCCCAGCUCGGCGAGAGGGUCCUGUGCAGCCCCCGAGCGGCCUGCAGGGAGGAAGCUGGGGCGCUCAGUGAACCCCUGCACCGCGUCUCGCCUCCCUCUGGUUUCAGACCGGGAGGGUGUCCCUCCCAUGAGCAGGUCUUUGCUUUUGGAGAGUCUGUCCCUCCUCGGUGCCUUUCCCAGCUCCUCUCCUGCCAGAUCCCAGGCCAGAGGGAUCCUGGAAGUCAGGUCCACCUGCCCUCCGCCAGCCUUCGCUUCCCUCCAGCUCCGCCUGCUGCUUUUUCUUCCGGAGCUCCUGACCCACCUCUGCCUCCGGCUCCUUGCUGGCCGCGCUCACUGCUGGUGUGUCCCCAGUGUCUGCAUGUACCCCUGACCCCCUACUAAAAUUCCAGCCCUCUCCUCACCCCAUCCCCCUCGCUGCCUCGUGUUUCUCCACGGGACUUACCACCUGAUA